AUGCCUUCAACAAUUGGAAAACGGCCGUUGACAAUUGAAGAGUCCAAGAACGUGGAACCAUUUGCAUCUUCUCCUGCGAUUUUGCUUGGACAGGCUAGUCCCAAGGAGGUUGAGGCUCCUUCAAUAUACAUGGUUUCAAAUGCUUCCGAGGAUCACAUUCCAAACGAGGAACUUGAACACAAAUCCGAUAGUGAGACACAAGAUGACAACCCUGUGGAGGGUCUAAGCUGCAGUACUCGUAAGAGAAGACGUUACCAUCGCCAUUCACACCAUCAAAUUCAUAAAUUGGAAUCGUUCUUCAAGGUGUGGCCUCACCCCGAUGACAAACAAAGGAAACAACUUGGUCUUGAUUUAGGAUUGCAGCCAUUGCAGGUGAAGUUUUGGUUCCAGAACAAGCGUACUCAAAUGAAGACACAUCUUGAGCGUGCCGAAAAUGCACGUCUUAAAGUGGAAAAUGAUAAGCUUCGUGCUGAAAACGUUAAGUGCAAAGAAGUUCUUUCCAGGGCUUGCUGUCUCACGUGUGAUGAUGCUCAAGCAACAGCUGAUGUUUCCCUUGAUGACAAUCAAUUGAGAGUAGAGAAUUCUAAACUCAAAGAAAAGAUUGCGAACCUAACAGGUCUAAUUGCAAGAUAUGUCGGCAAUAAGCACUAUGCCGACAAUACUUCUGCUUUGUCAUCAGCUAUUCCUAGCAGCUCCACUGAGCCUCAAUGGGUAGCAUCACUCAGAGGAGGGCAACAAGAUAUUACUCAGGAAUUCGCUCUUGAUGAAGCCUUAUUCAAGUCAUUGGCCAGACCAAUUGGUAUUGAUAAACCUAAAGCAAUUGAAGUUGUGAUUUCUGCAAUGGAGGAGCUCAUAAGAAUGGCCGAAAUCGAAUUUCCAUUGUGGGUUUCGACCGCCGAUAAUAGGAGCUAUUCCCUGAAUGAAGAUGCGUACUACAACUUGUUCCCUACAGCGAUCGGUCUGAAACCAGUUGGAUUCAAAGUUGAAGCAUCAAAAGGAAGCGAUGUGGUUUUGAUGAAUCAUAUGAAUCUUGUUGAAGUUUUUAUGGAUAUGAAUAAAUGGCUAGCUGUAUUUGCAAGCAUAAUUUCAAGGGCUUUAGUCAUAGAGGUUUUAUCAGCAGGGCCUGAGCCUGGAAAUUUCGAUGGAACCCUGCAAAUGAUGACUGCUGAGUAUCAAAUCCUCACACCAACGGUUCCAACGAGGGAGAGCAUUUUCUUGAGAUACUGUAAACAAUUAGGUGAAGGUACAUGGGGGAUCGUUGAUGUUUCGUUUGACAAUUUACUUUGUUUAGAUCCAUUAGUCAAAUGCAGAAGAAGGCCAUCAGGAUGUAUAAUCCAAGAAAUGCCAAAUAGCUGCUCAAAGAUCACAUGGGUUGAACAUGUACAUGUUCAAGAUGAAGGUGUUCAUUAUUUAGGAAAGCCCUUUGUGGAAUCAGGUCUUGCAUUUGGAGCUCAACGUUGGGUUUCAGUCUUAGCUAGACAAUGUGAACGUCUUGCAAGUGCACUGGUGACAAAUUUCUCUCCUAAUGACAUCAAUGAUACUGUGCUAAUAAGUCCAGAGGGAAGAAAGAACAUCCUGAGACUAUCUGAAAGAAUGGUGCUCCGAUUUUGUGCUGGAGUAACUUCUUCGACUGCACAUGCAUGGCUGAAUUUAUCUGAAAGUGGAAAUGACCAGAUAAGAAUUAUGACAAAGAGGAGAGAAAAUGAUCUGGGGGAGCCUUCUGGUGUUGUGUUAAGUGCUACAACUUCUUUCUGGCUUCCAGUUUCUCACAAAUUUGUGUUCGAUUUCUUACGUGACGAGAGUACCCGAACUCAGUGGGAUAUCCUCUUUAAUUGCGAAGAUAUUAUAGAAAUCCUGCACAUCUCUAAUGGUAACGAAGUUGGCAAUUGUAUCUCCUUGUUACGGGGUACAAAUUCAAACCUUGGCAGCUUGCUGAUGUUACAAGAAUGUGGUACUCAUCAAACAGGAUCUUAUAUUGUCUAUGCCCCUAUUGACAAUGGCACAGUGGAUAUGUUAUUAGAUGGUGCAAGCUCCGAUCAUGUAACACUUCUUCCUUCUGGAUUCACCAUAUAUCCCAGUGGACCUACACCUAAAUCAAUUCAUGUUGAUGCCAUUUCUGGAGCUGCUCGAGAUGCUGGAUCUCUCCUCACUAUUGCUUUUCAGAUUUUGGUUAAUCCCGUCCCAAAUGCAAACAUUCCUGCAACAUCAAUUCCCAGCAUCAGCAAUCUCAUUGAGUAUACAUCUCACAAGAUAAGAGCUGCUUUGGCUCUCCGUGGUGCCUAA
Messenger RNA from Coffea eugenioides, 2283 nucleotides. Its product is annotated as homeobox-leucine zipper protein PROTODERMAL FACTOR 2-like. The record is from RefSeq and is a predicted model, not a curated record. Gene Ontology annotation, molecular function: lipid binding; DNA binding. The coding region runs from base 1 to 2283 and encodes 760 amino acids. The transcript is spliced from 11 exons. NCBI's taxonomy places the organism in Eukaryota, Viridiplantae, Streptophyta, Magnoliopsida, Gentianales, Rubiaceae.